CUUUCCGCAACUUCAUCGUUCCGAUGCGGUAUUACGUUUUCCGAUACACGGUUGUGUACGUAAUUCAAUGUUUAUAAUGAAACGGGAAGUUUGAACUCACACUCCACACCCUCUGCAACUCUUGAACGGGAACACAAGAACUCGCAGAAAUGAUCUCGUUACUCCGUAAUCAAGCUUCUUUAAGAGCAAUCCCUAGAUGCUCACAAGCCAGCUUUAGACGUAUGAAUAGCUCUCAAGCAAAAGGAGCAUUUGAAGGUGUUAAGAACGCCAAUGGAAACUACCUUGUUACUAUGAUUGCUGGUGACGGCAUUGGACCAGAAAUUGCAAAAUCUGUUGAACAAGUUUUUGCUGCUGCGAAGGUCCCCAUUGAAUGGGAACCCGUCAAGGUUUACCCUCUUUUAAAAAAUGGAACAACUGCUAUUCCUGAAGAUGCUGCCGAAUCUGUUAGAAAGAACAAGGUUGCUUUGAAGGGACCUUUAGCUACUCCAGUUGGCAAAGGACAUGUCUCUAUGAACCUUACUCUUCGUAGAACUUUCGGACUUUUUGCUAAUGUUCGUCCUUGCGUUUCCAUCAACGGUUAUAAAACUCCUUAUGACAAUGUCCACACUGUUUUAAUUCGUGAAAACACCGAAGGUGAAUAUUCCGGUAUUGAGCAUGAAGUUGUUCCUGGUGUUGUUCAAUCUAUCAAAUUGAUUACUCGUGCUGCUUCUGAACGUGUCAUUCGCUAUGCUUUCCAAUAUGCUCGUCAAGUCGGCAAAGAUAACAUCACCGUUGUUCACAAGGCUACCAUCAUGAAGAUGGCUGAUGGUUUGUUCCUUGACACCGCAAAGCAAAUUGCUCCCGAAUUUCCUGAUAUUAAAUUGAAUGAGCAAAUUCUUGACGAUACUUGCCUCAACAUUGUUACCGAUCCCGUUCCUUACAAUGACACUGUCAUGGUUAUGCCCAACUUGUAUGGUGAUAUCGUUUCCGACUUGUGCGCUGGUCUCAUUGGUGGUCUUGGCUUAACUCCCUCUGGUAACAUCGGUAAGGAUGCCUCUAUCUUCGAAGCUGUUCACGGAACUGCUCCCGAUAUUGCCGGAAAGGGUCUUGCCAACCCCACUGCCUUGCUUCUUUCUUCCAUCAUGAUGUUGAGACAUAUGAACUUGAAUGAGCAUGCUGCUAAAAUUGAAACAGCUAUUUUUGAUACCCUUGCCAACAGCCCCGAAUCUCGUACCAAGGACUUGGGAGGUAAAUCUUCGAACGUCGAAUACACGGAAGCCAUCAUUUCCCGUCUCAAGUAAUGACUUUUCUCAAUCCUUUUUGCAUUAAUGCCUUCACGGAGCAAUUGUGCUGAUGACUUCUUUACACUGAAAUAAUAUUUGAAAUACAAAACAUCUAACCCCCUCUUCAAUUAUACAGAUUUCACAAUAAAAUCAAAAUUAAAUGAAAUUUAUUACCUUAAAUAACAACA
Schizosaccharomyces octosporus yFS286 is the source of this 1450-nucleotide messenger RNA. RefSeq names its product isocitrate dehydrogenase subunit 2. The coding region runs from base 150 to 1280 and encodes 376 amino acids. Gene Ontology annotation, cellular component: mitochondrion. Lineage: Eukaryota; Fungi; Ascomycota; Schizosaccharomycetes; Schizosaccharomycetales; Schizosaccharomycetaceae. Gene Ontology annotation, biological process: isocitrate metabolic process; tricarboxylic acid cycle. The record is from RefSeq and is a predicted model, not a curated record. Gene Ontology annotation, molecular function: isocitrate dehydrogenase (NAD+) activity; NAD binding; magnesium ion binding. The transcript is spliced from 5 exons.